UUAGGAUAAAGUCCUUUAUAUUUCUCAAAAACCCAUUUACAGAGACCCAAAACAAAUGGCAACUGUAGGAGGAAUUCGUGAGUCUGGAGGAUCUCAAAACAGCCUUGAGAUCAACGAUCUUGCUCGUUUUGCUGUUGAUGAACACAAUAAGAAACAGAAUGCUCUUUUGGAGUUUGGAAAGGUUGUGAAUGUGAAGGAACAAGUGGUUGCUGGAACCAUGUAUUAUAUAACACUGGAGGCGAAUGAAGGUGGUAAGAAGAAAGCAUACGAAGCCAAGGUCUGGGUGAAGCCAUGGCAGAACUUCAAGCAACUUGAAGACUUCAAGCUUAUUGGAGAUGCAGCUAGUGCUUAACAUGUGCUGAAUGAUGUACAACUCUUAUUUCUGUGCAAAUAAAGCUAACAUAUUUUAGCAUGUUAGUAUUUGAAUACCAUAAAGUAAGUUCAUAACUCUAUCGUGGUUCUGAAUUACGGGUAAAUAUAGCUUUGCAAUGUUACAUAUUCGUAUAA
Messenger RNA from Solanum dulcamara, 507 nucleotides. Its product is annotated as cysteine proteinase inhibitor A-like. Gene Ontology annotation, molecular function: cysteine-type endopeptidase inhibitor activity. The coding region runs from base 56 to 352 and encodes 98 amino acids. The transcript has 2 exons. The record is from RefSeq and is a predicted model, not a curated record. Lineage: Eukaryota; Viridiplantae; Streptophyta; Magnoliopsida; Solanales; Solanaceae.